AUGCUCUCAUCCACUCUCAGAAGCUCCGUCAAGGCCCUGCGACCGCUGCGGGCCUCCCGGGACCUGUCCUACGGCUUCAUUGGUCUGGGUCGAAUGGGUCUGCCCAUGGCCCUCAAUUUGCAGAAGAAGCUGCCCGGUGUCGACGCUGACUCCAAGGUCAACGUGUUCGACAUGAACAAGGCUGCUCUAGAACAGAUUGCCAAGGACAAGGAUCCCAAGGGCGCCCAGCUGGAGGUGCUGGGCUCUGCCGUGGACGUGGCCAGCAAGUCCGAUGUCAUCUUCACAAUGCUCCCUGAGCCCGUCCAUGUCCGAGGAGUCUACACCGACCUGGUCAACAACCUCGGAGACAAGACCUCCAAGAUCUUUGUCGACUGCUCCACCAUUGACACUCAGACGUCAAUUGAGUGCGGUAAGCUUGUGACCGACAAGGACGCCUCUGCUGCCUUUGUGGACGCCCCCGUCUCCGGAGGUGUCGUGGGAGCCGAGAAGGGCACCCUCACCUUCAUGGUCGGGUGCAACAAGGACAAGCAGCAGGUGUACAAGCAGGUGGAGGAGCUGCUCAAGCUCAUGGGUGGCCGAAUCGUCAACUGCGGCACCCAGGGCCAGGGUCUGGCUGCCAAGCUUGCCAACAACUACCUGUUGGCUGUGACUAACGUUGCCACUGCUGAGGCUUUCCAUCUUGCUGAGAAGCUUGGAUGCGACCUCAAGCUCUUCUCAGACAUUGUCAACUCCUCUUCCGGUCGAUCUUGGUCCUCCGAGGUGAACAACCCCGUCCCAGGUGUCAACCCCGCUACUCCUUCUUCUCGAGACUACGUUGGAGGCUUUGGUAUCAACCUGAUGCGAAAGGACCUGGGUCUGGCCAUCGAUGUGGCCAAGCAGUCUGGAUCCUCCAUGCUUGUGGCUGACAAGACUUACGAGGUCUAUCAAAACAUUGAGAAGGGAGACAACUACCAGGGCAAGGACAUGUCUGUUAUCUACAAGUUCCUCCAGGAUCAGGAUCAAUAA
Messenger RNA from Yarrowia lipolytica CLIB122, 1005 nucleotides. RefSeq lists its product as uncharacterized. The record is from RefSeq and is a predicted model, not a curated record. Gene Ontology annotation, molecular function: NADP binding; NAD binding; 3-hydroxyisobutyrate dehydrogenase activity. Gene Ontology annotation, cellular component: mitochondrion. Gene Ontology annotation, biological process: L-valine catabolic process. NCBI's taxonomy places the organism in Eukaryota, Fungi, Ascomycota, Dipodascomycetes, Dipodascales.